This is a messenger RNA of Trypanosoma grayi, 489 nucleotides long. RefSeq lists its product as hypothetical. The transcript has a single exon. NCBI's taxonomy places the organism in Eukaryota, Euglenozoa, Kinetoplastea, Trypanosomatida, Trypanosomatidae. The record is from RefSeq and is a predicted model, not a curated record. The coding region runs from base 1 to 489 and encodes 162 amino acids.
AUGCGGCGAACGCGGGGAGCCGUCUGCGUUUUUCUUUUUCUUUUAGUUACUCUGAUCGGCGCCGACGUGACGACAGCGUCGCCGUUCCGUGAGUACUCCAAGGAACACUUGUUCCUGCUCCAGCGCAGGGGGGCGCUGGCGCGCUCGGACUACCACGUUCUCCGCUCACUCCCGGCAUCACGUCAGCAGCUGCAGCUGCGGGACGUCAACGCCAUGAGUGUGGCCCAGCUGAAGGGCAUGCUGCGCGACAGGGAGACAAGCUGCGUUGGGUGCGUGGAGCGCAGGCAGUUGGUGGAACGUGCUCUUGAGGUCCAGCACUGGCCGACGCUUGAUGAACGUGUUGCGGACGAGCUGGUGGCACUGGAAAACACCCCACUGGAUCCUGCGGCGUAUGAGGAAAGCGUGAGGCUCCUCAUGGAGGCGUCGCAGGAUAUGCGCUGCCAUAGCGCGGCGAAUGGAACCAUGGUCUGUGUGCGCGAUGCGGAGUAA